AUGGCCUCCGUUUGCCUGCUUGGGGGCACGCGCCAAAGGGAUUGGCGCUCCCGAGGGCUUGCAAUUGGCGCCGCCGCUGUGGCGGAGAAGGUCGAUUUCGACGCCGCGGCGGCGGAGAUGGAUCAGGCGUCGCCCCUGCUGAUCAUGGACCACGCGCUGAAGACAUUUGGCAGUGAUGUGGCCAUUGCAUUCAGUGGUGCUGAAGAUGUGGCGCUCGUGGAGUAUGCACAUCUCACAGGACGCCCAUACAGAGUGUUCUCUUUGGACACAGGGCGUCUCAACCCCGAGACUUACCAGCUUUUUGAUCAAGUGGAAAAGCACUAUGGGAUCAAGAUCGAAUAUACAUUUCCAGACACACAGGAGGUCGUCGACUUGGUACGUGAGAAGGGAAUGUUCUCUUUCUAUGAAGAUGGCCAUCAGGAAUGCUGCAGGGUCAGAAAGGUGCGUCCACUUAGAAAGCAGCUCAAGGGUCUGAAGGCCUGGAUCACUGGACAGCGAAAGGACCAGAGCCCUGGCACCAGGUCAGCCGUCCCCGUGGUUCAGGUCGACCCUGUGUUUGAAGGCCUUGAAGGUGGCCCUGGGAGCCUUGUGAAAUAUAACCCGCUCUCCAACAUGACUUCUGCGGAAGUGUGGAACUUCUUGAGGGUGAUGGGUGUCCCCACAAACUCGCUGCAUGCCCAGGGAUUCAUCUCCAUAGGCUGUGAGCCAUGCACCCGGCCGGUGUUGCCAAAUCAGCAUGAGCGUGAGGGCAGGUGGUGGUGGGAGGAAGCCACAG
Messenger RNA from Ostreobium quekettii, 775 nucleotides. The record is from the annotation of a GenBank genome assembly. NCBI's taxonomy places the organism in Eukaryota, Viridiplantae, Chlorophyta, Ulvophyceae, Bryopsidales, Ostreobiaceae.